Messenger RNA from Eimeria necatrix, 6357 nucleotides. RefSeq lists its product as hypothetical. NCBI's taxonomy places the organism in Eukaryota, Apicomplexa, Conoidasida, Eucoccidiorida, Eimeriidae. Gene Ontology annotation, molecular function: transcription cis-regulatory region binding. Gene Ontology annotation, biological process: regulation of transcription by RNA polymerase II. Bases 1 to 6357 code for a protein of 2118 amino acids. Gene Ontology annotation, cellular component: nucleus. The transcript is spliced from 3 exons. The record is from RefSeq and is a predicted model, not a curated record.
AUGAGACGGCCUCGACCUAAAUCUGUGCCCGCGAGCAGCAGCAGCAGCAGCAGCAGCAACACAUGCAACGGCAGCAGCGGCCAAGGCAGCAGCAGCAGCGGGAACAGCAGCAGAGGGCGCCUAAAAGCAAAACAGUCUCCUGCUGCAGCUGCGAAUCUGGGGUCUGCUGCAGCCAGCAGCAGCAGCAGCAGCAGCAGCAGCAGCAACUGCUGCUCGGAUAGCCGCAGCAGCGUGAACGGUUGUGCUGCUGCUGACGCAGCAAACGCUUCUGCUGCUCUGGCUGCUUCCCACACCAGCCCUUCCCCGCUGGAGAGCAGCAGCAGCAGCAGCAGCAGCAGCAGCAGCAGCAGCAGCGGCUGCAACUCGAGCAACGGAACAAAUGGCUGCCAGGACCAAGGUUUUAAGUUGCUGCGGUGCCACUCACACCUGAAGUUUGACCUGGGGGGCUUCUACACGGGCGGCUGCUUGCUGCUGCUGCCGCAGCAGCUGGAUUCUGCGCACCCUAGUUUUAGCAGCAGCAGCAGCAGCAACAGCAGCAACAACCACAGCAGCAGCAGCAAGUGCUGCAGCAGCCGCAGCAGCAGCAGCAGUGACCCUGCUGCUGCUCAGGGCUUCCCUCGCUGGGUCUCUGAUGAGCUGCUGCAGCUUGCUGCAGCACCCCAAGCAGGAGCUGCGGAUGCUGCUGCUGUUGCAGCUGCUGCUGCUAUUGCUGCUGCUGCUCCAGGGGCCCCUCUGCUGCAGGCAGAUGAGCAGCAGCAGCUGCAGCAAGGCCUGCUGCUUAGGAAUGGCGUGGGAUAUUACUGCUCAAAGCGCUGCAGCCGCCGCAUUGGCAGCAGCAGAAGCAGCAGCAGCAGCAGCAGCAACAGCGACAGCAGCAGCAGCACAGAUGCUGCUUGGAGCGACAGCACCGAUGUCAGAGGCCGGAGCAGCUGCGGGAGCAGCUGCAGCAGAAGCAGCAGCAGCUUCAGCAGCAGCAGCAGCAGCUGCGAAGGAGAUGGAGACGAUGGCUUGAGUGUCUCUGCGCGCCGUUUUAGCAGCAGCAACAGCAGCAGCUGCAGCAGCAGCAGCUGCUGCUGCGGGGAUUGCGUUGCUGCAGGUGUGGCAGCUGUAGUUGAGACAGCAGCAGCAGCAGCUUCUGCAGCGGGGCCCGAUGCCUGCCUCAGCAGCAGGAAUGAGGAGCAGCAGAAGCAGCAGCAGCAGCAGCUGCUGCUGCAUGCGUUUGGCGGCGAAUGGUCUGCAGGGUUGCGCUGCGGCUUGGGAAUGGACGUGCAGCAGCAGCAGCAGCAGCAGCAGCAGCAGCAGCAACAAGAGCAGCAGCAGCAUGAGCAGCAGCAGCAGCUGCAGCAUGCAGCAAAGCGGUUGCUGCUCCGUGGCGGCUCGUGGAGGGAAGACUGCCAGGAUGGCUGGGGCGUGCAGCUGGGUUUGCUGCUGCACCCAAGCAGCAGCAGCAGCAGCAGCAGCAGCAGCAGCAGCAGCGGCAGCAGCAGCUGCUGCUGCUGCUGCUCGGAAUCUUCUGCAUCCUUCGUUCUGGGGCGGUUUUCAAAGGGACAAAUAUUUCCGGGUCCCCUGGUGAUUGCUUGUGGGUCCUGCGUCUUCUUCGGGUCAGCUGUCGGCAGCAGCAGCAGCUGCAGCAGCAGCAGUGACAGCAGCAGCAGCAGCAGCAGCAGUAGCAGCGAGAGCGGCAGCGGGAGCAGCGCUCAUGUGCUGGAGUCUCUUGAAGGCAUUUGCAUUAGUAUCUGUCGCGGCACAAGCAGCAGCAGCAGCAGCAGCAGCAGCAGCAGCACAAGUAUCAACAGCAGCAGCAACAGCUGCGGUAAGACGCGUUCAACAAUUGCAUUUAGGCGGCUUUCUGGUGUGCGCAUCUCCUGCAGCAGCAGCAGAAACAGCAGCAGCAGAAACAGCAGCAGCAGCAGCAGCGACAACAGCAACAGCAUCACAAACGGCAGCAGCAGCAACUGCAGCAACACAGGCGAGGGCCGUAUUUGCAGCCUUGAAGAAUUUGUCCCAUUGCCGUCCUGGGCAGCAGUUACCAGCAGCAGCAGCAGCAGCAGCAGCAGCAGCAGCAGCAGCAGCAGCAGCAGCAGCAAGCAUGAUAGGACUUGCGACCCAUGUGAGUCCAUGCCGCCACUUGUGCAGCUGCUGAAGCUCUUAAAACAGUUCCUGUUCACUGCAGCAGGGUGGCAGCAGCAGCUGCAGCAGCAGCAGCAGCAGCAGCCACUGCAGCAACAUUUGCUGCAGCAGUGCUGCCCAGACUCGGAGUUGAGGUGUACAGGCAGCUCUGUGGGGUUCCGCAGCGACCCCAUGCAUGCUGCUGCUUUAUUUAGCAGCAUAUUUGCUGGAAGGCGGCGGCAGCAGCAGCAGCAGCAGCAGCAGGAGCAGCAGAUGCUGCAGCAGCACGAGGAGUUGGCUCGGCAGCAGCAGGAGCAGCUGCUGCGCAUACAGCAGGAGCAGCGGCAGCAGCAGCAGCAGUACCGACAAGAAGAAGAAGAAGCACAUCGGCUGCUGCAGCAGCACGGCAGCGGCACUGCUGGGGAGGGACUAACUGCUGCUGCUCUUGCUGCUGCUGCAGCGGCUGCUGCUGCAGCUGCUCCUGUUGCAGUGAGCACGACAACACUUGCUGCUGCAGCGACUGCUGCUGCAGAUGCUGCUGCGCGCGCAAACGCCAGAGCAGCAGCAGCAGGAGCUGCAUACGAGGCAACGCAUGCAGCAAGAGCAGCAGCAGCAGCAAGAGCAGCGCAUGCAGUCCAGCCCGCUGCGACGCGGAACAGAGCAGCAUCAGCAGCAGCAGCAGCAGCAGGUGACGCAAGUAGGGAGCAACUAGGUGGCUCAGAGGGAGCAGCAGCAGAUGCAGCAGCAUCACCAAACGGAGCAGCAGCAGCGGCAGGAGCCGCAGCAGCAGCGCCGGAGAGUCUGUCAGCAGUUAGAGACGCAGCAAGCCUCGCAGCCGCAGCAGCUGCAGCACAAGCUGCUGCUGCUGCACAAGCGCAACCAGAGGUUGCUGUUUGUCCUGCUGCUGCUGCUGCUGCUGCAGCAGGGAGGCCAGCCUCAGCUGCUGCCUCUAGGAGGUGCAGCACUUCAGCGACAGUAGAAGAUGUCACAGAGUUCGAAGCAGCAGCAACGUGGCAGCUGCAACAGCAGCAGCAGCAGCAAGCGCCCGAUGUUGGUUGCGGGGGAUUGCAGCAGCAGCAGCAGCAGCCAGAACAGUUGCACGCGCUGCUGCUGCAGCAACAGCAGCAGCUUCAGGAGCUGCUGCAGUGUCAGCCUUCCUUUGGGAACAAUCCACGCAAGCAGCAGCUGCUGCUGCAGCGUUUCGCGCAGCAGCAACGCGAGCUGCUGGCGCGGCUGGAAGAGGAGCAGCUGCAGCUGCAGCAGCAAGCAGAAGCUGAAGAGCGAAUGCGCCAGGAGCAAGAGCAGCAGCAGCAACUGCAGCAGCAGCAGCAGCAGCUGCAGCUCGAAUACGAAGACAGACAGCAGCAAGCCCUUGAGUCGAACCUACGUUCAUUUUUCUUUUCUUUUGAAGAAGAAAUGUCUGAUGAUGACGGCAGCAGCAGCAGCAGCAGCAGCAGUAGCAGCGGCAGCAGCAGCAGCAGCAGCAGUAGCAGCAGCAGCAGCAGCAGCGGCAAGCCCUGCAACAUCACUGCAGCUCAAGCAGCAGAUGCUGCUGGAAACAGCCACGGAGCGCAUCAGUUGCCGCAGCAGCAGUUUCUGAAGGAGCAGCAGCAACUUCAGCAGCAGCAGCAACAGCAGCAGCAGCAGCAACAGCAGCGGCAGCAGCAGAACUGGCUCGAGAGUUCUUCUUUUGCUGCUCCCAAUGCUCUUCUUAUCUCGGAGAGUAACACGCCUCCUGCGGCUGCAGCAGCAGCAAAUCUAGCAGCAGCAGCAGCAGCAGCAGGUGCGAGCGGCAGCAGCAGCAGCUGCAGCCGUAGCAGCAACGCCAUAAUCCUGCCGCUGCCAGGGUGGGAUGAGACGCUUUCAGGCCUGGAACCAGCAGACCCUGCAGCAGCAACAACAGCAGCAGCAGCAGAAGCAGCAGCAGCAGGAUAUGCUGCUGCUGCUGUGCUGCAGCAAGUAGAGCCGCAACCCGUGCCGCUGCAAGCUGCUGCUGCUGCUGCGUCAGCCGCGCCAGCAGCAGCAGCACCUUUGUCUGCUGCUGCUACUUCGAGGUCCCCCAGUGAGACGCGCAGCAUCAGCAGCAACGCGACAGGCAUCAGCAGCAGCAGCAACAAAGCAGGCAGCACAACCAGCUGCAGCAGCAGCUCCAGCAGUUUCCCAACUAGAAAGGCCAAAGGGAGCACUGGGAGGGGGCUGCUGCAGCUGUUGCCGCUGUGGAACAGCAGCAGCAGCAGCAGCAGCAGCAGCAGCAGCCGCUUGCCGCCUUCCAACGUAGACGUCGAUGUGGAGCUUCCUUCUGCAGCAGAUGAGCUGCCGCAGCAGCAGCAGCAGCAGCAGCACGAGGGGUUCAUAGGGGCAGCUGCGGGGCUGCUGCAGCAGGCGCAGCAGCAGCUGCGUGGUGCUGCAGCGCAAGGUCGCUCUGGGUUUGCUGCUGCUGCUUUCCAGCAGAAAGAUGCAGCAGCAGCAGCAGCAGAAAACGUGGUAGAUGAAAGCUUUGUCAUAUCCUGGGGGACAGCAAGUCCGCCUGAGGCUGCAGCAGGCCUGCAGCAGCAGCAGCAGCAGCAGCAGCAGCAGCAGCAGCAGCAGCGAGAGCAGCCGCAGCAGCAAGUAACUCCGAGCGGAUUGGAACAGCAGGUUCAGCAGAUCCAGCAGCACAUGGCACAUAUGCAGCGGCUAGCUGCAGGAAGCCAAGCUCAGGAGCAGCAGCAGCAGCAGCAGCAGCAGCAGCAGCAAGUGCAGCCAGAGCGUCCUUUGCUGCAGCUGCCACAGCAAGUGCAGCAAAGACUGCAGCAAGAUCCUCUAAAGCCAUCAGGAGUUAGCGGGCCGUGCAGCAGGAGCAGCAGCAGCAGCAGCAGCAAUGCCGGCGUUCGUGGGCCCUUCCAUUUCCUCGUUGAUAGACACGCAGCUAGCCAGCAGCAGCAGCAGCAGCAGCAAGUGCUGCUGCAGAAGCAGGAGCAACGGCAGGCGCUGCAGCAAAACGAACCGCAGCAGCCAAAACAGCCGCAAGAAUCGCAGCUGCAAGUGCAGCAGCAACAGCAGCAGACGACACAACAGCCACAGGAGCAGCCUUGCGAGGCAGGGCUCAAUCUGCUGCAGCAGCAGCAGCAGCAGAUAGUUGCUGCAGCAACAUUAGGCGCAGCAUCCGGAGUGCAGCUGCAGCGUCAUGAGGAACAGCAGCAGCAGCAGCAGCAGCAGCAACGGGAGACGGAGCAGCAGACACCUCAGGUGCCACAGCUGCAGCAGCAAAUAUGCGACACUGUAAGUAUGGCGGUGCAGGCGCAGCAUGAGCAGCUUCUCCCACAGCAGCAAACGCAGUCUCGGGAGCAGCAGCAGCAGCAGCAGCAGCAAGAGCAGCCGCAGCAGGAGCAGCAGCUGCAAGAGCACCAGCAGCAAGAGCAGCAGCAGGAGCAGAAGUGGCAGCGAGAGCAGCAGCAGCGAGAGCAGCAGCAGCAAGGGAAGCAGCAGCAAGAGCAACAACAGCAAGAGCAGCAGCGGCAAGGGAAACAGCAGCAAGAGCAGCAGCAGCAAGAGCAGCAGCAAGGGAAGCAACCUCUAUUGCAGAGUCUGCUGCUGGGCAGCGUUCCUGCUGCACCUCCUUCUUGGAGUUCAUUCCUCGACGCAGCUAUUAAGGGGGUAUCCGUUGCAUCUUCGGCAGCAGCAACCCGUCCGACUGGCACCGCACGAGGGGCCAAAGAGCAGCAGCAGCUGUUUUUGCUGCAGCAGCAGAAGCAGGCGUGUGGCCAGCAACAAGGCCGAGGGUAUUUAGACGGGGGUCUCCGCCGCCUCUGGUUCAAGAGCCGGUUGCUGCUGCUGCUGCUGCUGCUGCUGCUGCUGCUGCUGCUGCUCCACCUGCAGCAGCUGCUUGUUCUUGGGAGGAGUGGGAGUUGCAGCAGCAGACAAAGGGAGCUCCUGCUGGAGGUGCAACAGCAGCAGCAAACGCUCCUGCAGCAGAUGUGCAGGGCAGCGAGCAGCAGCUUCGGAAGCAGCAGCCAAGCAAGGGGGCGCAGCAGCAGCAGCAGCAGCAGCAGCAGCAGCGGCAGCAGCAGGCUCAGGCAAUGCCUCAGUUGUUGCUUCACUCUAGAAGCAGCAAACAGCACUGCCGUUCGUUGUACGAGGAGCAGCAGCGGUUGCUUGCGGAGCAGCAAGCGCUGCAGCAGCAGCUGCAAGAGCAGCAGCAGCAGCAGCAGCAGCACAGUGACCAGCAGUCGCAGCAGCAGCCAAGCAGCAGCAUGGGACACGAGCUGA